Molecule: messenger RNA, 5264 nt
Organism: Perca fluviatilis (European perch)
Lineage: Eukaryota; Metazoa; Chordata; Actinopteri; Perciformes; Percidae
Gene: klc2
Product: kinesin light chain 2
Exons: 14
Coding region: 520-2400 (626 amino acids)
Biological process (GO): microtubule-based movement
Cellular component (GO): kinesin complex; membrane-bounded organelle; cytoplasm
Molecular function (GO): kinesin binding
Source: RefSeq, a predicted model, not a curated record
AUAGUUAGCUAGGAGCUCGCCAAGGCGGCUGUUAGCUAACGUUAACCGACUGACUGUCUAUAAUCGUAUUAAACUAAACUGAGUGGUUUGGGAGCUAUUUCGGUGUGCCUUGUGUUGGCCAAAUAACGUGGGACGCGUGAAAUGAACAAGACAGGUAAUCGGUAAUUCAUAGCACCUACCGUUAGUUUCCUUCAAAGUAAAGCUAACGUUAAUUUAACGCAAACUGACGUUAACCUCCAUUGCUUUGCGUUUUGGAAAUAAAAGGACCGUGAUUUUUGUUUAAUUGUGUAAAUUUCUUCCGCACUUAUAACUGCAUUAUCGUGUUUGGCAACCUACAUCGUCCUACUUUGCGGACUACACUUAGCUAUUAUUUUGAAGAAUACAUCCGGAAGCAGUUUGUUUUGCAUUAGUGGACUUGACAACGGUCUGUCUGGAGCAUCACAACAUUGCCCUGCUGCUUUGUUGGAGGGGCAGAAAGCAUCGCACUUGUCUUCGAUGAAGUGUGUAUAAAACCAGGGAAUGUCCACCAUGGUGUAUCCACGUGAGGAAGGCCUGGAGCGACUGAGCCAGGAUGAGAUUGUCCUCAACACUAAGGCUGUCAUGCAGGGCCUGGAGACGCUGCGCGGCGAACAUGCCCAAAUCCUCAACUCGCUGCUGGACUGCACCCAGCCACCCGCUGCCCAGGAGAAAUCUGGGCUGCUCCGCAAGAGUCUGGAGGCCAUCGAGCUGGGCCUGGGAGAAGCACAGGUGAUCAUCGCCCUGUCGAGCCACUUGAGCGCUGUAGAGUCGGAGAAGCAGAAGCUGCGUGCUCAGGUGCGCCGGCUCUGCCAGGAGAACCAAUGGCUUCGGGACGAGCUGGCGGGAACCCAGCACAAGCUGCAGCGCAGCGAGCAGAGCGUGGCCCAGCUGGAGGAGGAGAAGAAGCACCUGGAGUUCAUGAACCAGAUCAAAAAGUUUGAUGAUGACGUCUCGCCCUCAGAGGAAAAGAGCCAGAGCUCCGGCGGCGGUGGAGGAGACACUUCAAAGGACAGUCUGGAUGACUUGUUCCCAAACGAUGAUGACCAGGGACCAGCCCAGCCCAGCGGAGAGGUGGCAGCCCAGCAGGGAGGCUACGAGAUCCCGGCCCGCCUCAGGACGCUUCACAACCUGGUGAUCCAGUACGCCUCGCAGGGGAGGUACGAGGUGGCCGUGCCGCUGUGCAAACAAGCCCUGGAGGACCUGGAGAAAACGUCUGGGCACGACCACCCUGACGUAGCCACCAUGCUCAACAUCCUGGCUUUGGUGUACAGGGAUCAGAACAAGUACAAAGAAGCAGCUCACCUCCUGAAUGACGCCCUGGCCAUCAGAGAGAAGACACUGGGGAAGGAUCAUCCAGCUGUGGCCGCAACCCUCAACAACCUGGCUGUUCUGUAUGGCAAGAGGGGCAAAUACAAGGAGGCUGAACCUCUCUGCAAGAGAGCGCUGGAGAUCAGAGAGAAGGUGUUGGGGAAAUACCACCCAGAUGUAGCCAAGCAGCUGAACAACUUGGCCCUGCUGUGUCAGAACCAGGGCAAGUACGACGAAGUGGAGUACUACUACAGACGAGCCCUGGAGAUCUACGAGUCCAAGCUGGGAGCUGAUGACCCCAACGUGGCCAAGACCAAAAAUAACCUGGCUACGUGCUACCUGAAGCAGGGGAAGUUCAAAGAUGCUGAGGCUCUGUACAAAGAGAUCCUGACCAGGGCACAUGAGAAGGAGUUUGGAUCUGUCAAUAAUGACAACAAGCCCAUCUGGAUGCACGCGGAGGAGAGAGAGGAGAGCAAGGGGAAGCGCAAGGACUCUGGCCCAUAUGUAGAGUAUGGAAGCUGGUACAAGGCCUGCAAAGUGGACAGCCCCACAGUAAACACAACCCUCAAAAGCUUGGGAGCUUUGUACCGUCGCCAGGGCAAACUGGAGGCAGCAGAAACACUGGAGGAGUGUGCCUGCAAGUCACGUAAACAGGGUAUUGAUGCCAUUAACCAGAGUAAAGUGGUGGAGCUGCUGAAGGACGGGGGGGCUGGAGGAGGCGACAGAAGACACAGCAGGGAAGGAGUCAACGGGCUGGGGGGACAGCGGGGGGAGAGCGAGGGCGACGAGUCCGCUGAGUGGAACGGGGAUGGUAAUGGGUCUCUGCGUCGCAGCGGCUCCUUCGGGAAGAUUCGGGACGCCCUGAGAAGGAGCAGCGAGAUGCUGGUGAAGAAGCUGCAGGGGAGUGGGCCGCAAGAACCCCGCAACCCAGGAAUGAAGAGAGCAAGCUCCCUCAACUUCCUCAACAAGAGCACCGAGGAGACCACACAGGACGCCAACUCCGCCCUCUCGGACUGCAGGGGACUAAGCGCCAGCAAUGUGGACUUAUCCAGACGCAGCUCCCUGAUUGGCUAGAAUGAGACAGGAGGUGGGACUCAGGAGAGACAAGAGUGGCCCGACGAGGAGAGGCUGUUUGCAGCUUGGUUUGAUCAAACAAACACACUUAAAGCUCAAAGCGAGAUCAAACACUUGCACCUGCAGCAUAUUUUUUAAAGAACACUGAAAAAAAAAAAAAGCAUUAACACACUAAGCGUCAUCCUGUAAGACACGGUCGCUGCUGCUUCGCUGUACAAACCGCUGACAUCGAUCACAAAAGAGAAUAUUUAGAUACACAUUUAUCGGCAUGCUGCUUACUAGAACGUGGAAUGUCUGCACCUGAACGCCUCGUUUUUUUCGACUCAUAGCACCGUAGCAAAGCAUCGUGUCCACAUCGUGAUGAGUCCGUCUCCUUGAUCUGACGUUAACACCAUGUGCAGACACUCAACCUUAGGUAGGCUAAAUGUACUCCGGUUUCUUUUCUGAGAGAAGCAUUAUUGCACUCUGUAUAUUUCACCAGUAGCAUGAUGGUAAAAAUGGUACAAUAAGCUUAGAUUUUAACAAGGAAAGCAGAUGUAUUAAAUAGAAUACAAGCAAUCUUUGGAGAUUUUCAAAAAGAAAAAGAAAAAAACAUUAGCACUAACCAUUUAAACCUCACUUCUUGCCUUUUUUUAUGUAUAUACAGUUUUAAAUUAUUUGAUAUCAUUCUUUGUAUAUUGUGCACAUGAUUUCUUCUUUUUUUUUCUUUCUUUUUUUUUUUACACUAUUGGGUCUCGGUUGGGAAAAUACAACUUAUCUGAAGGGGGAAGACUGGAAAAAGGAUAGAAAGAGGGAGGGACGGAAAUAUAGAAAUAGGCACUUAGUUCAUGGUGUCAGUGAAAAGGUUGAUAAUGCUGAUAAAUUUAGUACCUCAAUCACUGAAAUCUGUUGACAUUAAUGACAAGGUUUUAAACUUUUACAAUGCACUUUGAGCACGAUGAUACUCUAUAUGCUGUAUGUGGUAGUUUCCACGGCAUCCUCUACAGGCUCACAACAAGACAAGUUUGUUGUCGUGCAACAGUCGGUCUCGCGAGAAAUGGAAAAGGGCCAGAAAGUUAAUUUGAAAGUUACGAAUAAACCUCAGUCAUUUCUCAUAAACCCUCCUAUAUACUACCUACUGUAUGUGGAAGCUUACUUAAACACUGUAAUCAUUACUUUCAGGUACCUUUUCCUCACUUAUGCCACGAAAAACCUUCCAGGCUUACAGCCAUAAGUCUGAAAGAUAUUGAAGGAAAAAUGCUGUGAAAUUUACAUAUAAUUUGUUUACAAUCAUUAAAUCAGGAUAUCCAAGGCAUAAUCAACCCUCAUUAAAGAAUAUGGGUAACUAUCUUAUCAAAGCUGAUGCAGUGCAUCAACAAUAAUUAGUUUACUUUCGUUAACGCAACUCCUCUUGUGAAUGCUUUUUUUAAUUUUAUUUUUCCUUUUAUUUACUUUUGCUGAAUAUGUAUCACUUUGUACGAAACAAUCCUCAGUGUGACGUUUUUAAUGCUCACCAGGAUGGGCUUCAUCAGUCGAAAUCAAACACUCGCUGAAAUCUGACUGUUGACCAUCCGUCCUCAAUGAAUUCUGUUGAUGCGUGUUCUGUUUUUGGAUUUUAGCCUUUAUGUUGAAGGUACUGAAAACUGAUUAUUUGAAUGUUCAAUUUCAUGUCGACUGUGGGGGUCUGGGAGUAUUUCCACUGGAUAUUUGUGUUGUGCUGUUAGACCAAUACCAAGAGGACUGUCCACAGAAUGUAUACAUCUUAUUGUGUGAAAUCAGGCUCUGCAAGUUUUGGUAUCACUUCCUCAACUGUGAUCAGAUUGUCAAGUACUUGCUGUUUUUGCUUUAUUUGUAAAUUUUCCUCCACCUUGCUGUUACGUUUACCAGGCCAACAAAAAAAAAAAAGCUUCAUUCUUGACAACCUGAGUUUGAUUUCAAAGAUAGGAAGACGUAGGUUUGUUGUGAAGGCAUUUUGUCAACGAUGGUGCAUGCACACCAUCGCCAUAUGCCUAAACAACCUGCAGUCCUUCUUGAAAUCCCCUUUGAUGAAGUCGCAUUGCUAAGUCUAAAAGUGCUAGUUAUUCUAUCAGCUUCUGAUUGUGCUGGAUGUGCGAGGUGGUGCAGGUUUUGGAUCAUGAAGAAGAAAUACACGCACGAAGAAGAGAAGGAGCAAAGUAAGUGUGUUAAGCAGGAAGGAGUCGGUGAUAAAAAUGAAAAUAAUGGAAAGUGCUUUAAGAUGUUACGGGAGGCAAAGUGCUUUAAGUGUCGUCCGCAGCAAAUAAUGUACAGAGUUAUCCGUAUACAACCUUUAUAUGUAUGUUUACUGUAUGUCACUUGUGGGAAACAAUCUCAAAACCACAUAGCUGUGUACAAAAGUUAGUGCAACACUAAUUUGUAGUUUUAAGAUCUCUCAGAGUUCCUUUACACGUCAUAGUGUAAUACCAAUACUAAGCAAUUCUUCACUGUAUUAAUCAGUCCCUGAGUUAGUUCAGUGUCUUCUGGAAAUUUCUGAAUUUCUCAAGCAUCUCUGAAUCGGUAUUAAUCGCAAACUCCAUAAAUAUAUAGACAUUAACGCACUAAUGUUGCUCAAUAAAACAGCUGAGAGAAAAAAAACUGACACGGUUGUAAAUGUUUAUCCUGAAUCUCUGUUUCAGGCCGAUUUUUGAUCCAAAGCUUCAAAGAUGGAUCAGAUCUUUGUUUCUCUGAUGUCCAAAUAUUUCUGGAGCUCUGUGAGUUAACUGUACUCAGAGCCAUAGAUUGUAAAUGUUGUGGGUGUGAGAGCCUUGUAUAUGUGUGGGGACUCUUCAUUCCAGCUCCUAUAUUGCUGACCCAACCUAAUGUGUAUUUUAUUAAAGGUUCAAUAAAUACAAACUCCACUUUUCAAA